Messenger RNA from Aspergillus terreus NIH2624, 1365 nucleotides. Its product is annotated as transcription factor SPN1. The transcript is spliced from 4 exons. Gene Ontology annotation, cellular component: nucleus. The record is from RefSeq and is a predicted model, not a curated record. Lineage: Eukaryota; Fungi; Ascomycota; Eurotiomycetes; Eurotiales; Aspergillaceae. Bases 1 to 1365 code for a protein of 454 amino acids. Gene Ontology annotation, biological process: poly(A)+ mRNA export from nucleus.
AUGUCUGCCAGCCCCGAACCGAAACCGGACACCGUCGCAGACCCCCACGUGGAGGCCGACCAGUCUGAAGAGCCGGCUCAGGCCCCGACUCCUGGCGCCGGGGACGAAGACGAAGGACAAGGGGAGACGCCCGCCGUGGCGGCCGAAUCUCAAUCCCCAGCCGCAAAUGACGACGAACAAGCCGCUGAAGGAAACGAAGAUGAAGAGAAAGGCGAUGGAGAGUCAGACGAUGAAUCCAUAUUGUCGGAAGUUGACGAAGCGCAGUUCGAAGACUUCGAUCCCGAGAACGUCGAUAUCGAGGAUCGGCCUCAGUUGGCUAUUGACGAGGAUAACUUGAAGUUGAUUGGUCGGCAUAAGCGCAAGCGCACGGGUGAUGAAGCCGAUGGCGAGCGAUCGCAACGGAAGCGUGAAGGCAGACGGGAGAAGAAGAGCCGGCGCAUGAGAGAAUUGGAGGAUGCGGGUAGUGAUGACGAGGGUCGGUCGCGCAAGAAGGAUCGCAAGAAGAGAAGAGAGGCGACGCCAGAAGAUGAGGAAUUGCUGGAUCCUGAAACGCGUCGUCGUCGGGCGCUUGACCGUGCUAUGGAUGAAGCUCUGAAGAAACCCACGAAGAGACGGUUCCGCAAGGCGGAUGGAAUUGAUUUGGAACAAAUGGCCGAUGCCGAGAUCGAAGAUAUGCGCAAGCGCAUGACCCAUGCGGCUCAGAUGGAUGCGAUCAACCGCCGGGAAGGCAAGCCCGCCAUGCACAAGCUCAAGAUGCUGCCAGAAGUGGUCUCGUUGCUCAACCGGAACCAAUAUGUGAACAGCUUGGUGGAUCCGGAAAUCAACCUGCUUGAAGCCGUCAAGUUCUUCCUGGAGCCACUGGAUGAUGGCUCGCUGCCGGCAUACAAUAUCCAGCGGGAUCUCAUGACCUCGUUAUCCAAGCUCCCGAUCAACAAGGAGGCCCUGAUCGCCAGCGGUAUCGGUAAGGUGAUUGUGUUCUACACCAGGAGCAAGCGCCCCGAGCCCGGCAUCAAGCGCAUGGCAGAGCGUCUUCUUGCCGAGUGGACGCGCCCGAUUCUCCAGCGCAGUGAUGACUAUUCCAAGCGGGUCUACCAAGAGGCCGAAUUCGAUCCUCGGAAACUUGCUACACGCCCCGCGGCAUCGGCACAGGUCACAGCGGCGGAAGCUCGGGCUCGAGAACUGCUUCCGCCUCGUCUGGCCAACCGUGCGCGCGCAGACAUGACUCAUACCAGCUACACCGUGGUUCCUCGACCGACUGUCGUGCAGGAGAGCAAAUUCGCCCGUCCGUUGGGUGCCAGCGGAGAAGAUCGAUUCCGACGCAUGCGGGCGCGACAGAUUGCAGCGCAGAAGGGAUCGCGCAAAUAG